Messenger RNA from Lemur catta (Ring-tailed lemur), 2417 nucleotides. It is a transcript of the gene GRPR, whose product is annotated as gastrin releasing peptide receptor. NCBI's taxonomy places the organism in Eukaryota, Metazoa, Chordata, Mammalia, Primates, Lemuridae. Gene Ontology annotation, cellular component: membrane. Gene Ontology annotation, molecular function: G protein-coupled peptide receptor activity. The record is from RefSeq and is a predicted model, not a curated record. Bases 397 to 1551 code for a protein of 384 amino acids. The transcript is spliced from 3 exons. Gene Ontology annotation, biological process: G protein-coupled receptor signaling pathway.
ACCUUCAGGUUCAAAAUAUCAGGAAAGACAGGAAAUGCUGUGUGAAAAUAGCAGACCAAAAGUUCUUAGUUAACUGCAGCCAGGGAGACUCAGACUGUGAUGGAAAUAGAAAGAGCUGAUACAGACUGGGUUUAAUUCUAAGCUUUUUUGUGGCUGAGUUUUUGUUGUUGUUAAUUUAUUGAAUUUAGAGUUCUAUUGCACUGGUCAUGUGAAGGACCAGCAUUAAAAUACGGACAGUUUUGAAUACUAUAGCAUAUAUGUACUCAGAGUAUUUUUAUUAAAGAAGAUAAAGAGCCCACCAUAGAUCUCGUCUUCAUCUUCACCCAAUUACAAAAUCAAAAGUUAAGGAACAGCAUCUAAAGACACUUUUAGGUGGGGAAAAGAAAACCUCUAGAGAUGGCUCUAAAUGAUUGUUUCCUUCUGAACUUGGAAAUGGACCAUUUCGUGCACUGCAACAUCUCCAAUCACAGUGUGGAUUUCCCCAUGAACGACGACUCGUUCCACCCGGGAAUCUUCUAUGUCAUCCCUGCAAUUUAUGGGGUUAUCAUUCUGAUAGGCCUCGUUGGCAACAUCACUUUGAUCAAGAUCUUCUGCACGGUCAAGUCCAUGCGAAAUGUUCCAAACCUGUUCAUUUCCAGUCUGGCUUUGGGAGACCUGCUCCUCCUGGUAACGUGUGUUCCCGUGGAUGCCAGCAGGUACCUGGCCGACAGAUGGCUGUUUGGCAGGAUUGGCUGCAAACUAAUCCCCUUUAUACAGCUUACCUCUGUGGGGGUGUCUGUCUUCACACUCACGGCACUCUCGGCGGACAGGUACAAAGCCAUUGUCCGGCCAAUGGAUAUCCAGGCCUCUCAUGCUCUGAUGAAGAUCUGCCUCAAAGCCGCCUUGAUCUGGGUCAUCUCCAUGCUGCUGGCCAUCCCAGAGGCCGUGUUUUCUGACCUCCAUCCCUUCCACGAGGAAAGCACCAACCGGACCUUCAUUAGCUGUGCUCCAUACCCACACUCUAAUGAGCUGCACCCCAAAAUCCACUCCAUGGCUUCUUUUCUGGUCUUCUACAUCAUCCCACUGUCGAUCAUAUCCGUCUACUACUACUUCAUUGCCAAAAAUCUGAUCCAAAGUGCUUACAAUCUUCCUGUGGAAGGGAAUAUACACGUCAAGAAGCAGAUCGAAUCCCGGAAGCGACUUGCCAAGACAGUGCUGGUGUUUGUGGGCCUCUUUGCCUUCUGCUGGCUCCCCAACCACGUCAUCUACCUGUACCGUUCCUACCACUACUCCGAGGUAGACACCUCCAUGCUCCACUUUGUCACCAGCAUCUGUGCCCGCCUCCUGGCCUUCACCAACUCCUGUGUGAAUCCCUUUGCCCUCUACCUGCUGAGCAAGAGUUUCAGGAAACAGUUCAAUACCCAGCUCCUCUGUUGCCGGCCUGGCCUCAUCACCCGGUCUCACAGCACUGGCAGAAGUACCACCUGCAUGACCUCCUUCAAAAGUACCAACCCCUCAGUGGCCACCUUUAGCCUCAUCAAUGGGAAUAUCUGUCAUGAGGGGUAUGUCUAGACUGACCCUUGACUUUGCCCCCCUAGAGACUCUUGGUUUUGCUUUAUGGCUGGUCAGGAACCCUAACAUCUGUUGUCAUCUCUGUGCCCUCCAAAGACCCUUCAGAAUUCGUGAGAGUGGUGUAGGUGGGUGGGGAGAGACCCAAAUGGAUCACUACUGUUUCAAAGUCAGCCACCAGGCUAAUGUUUUCCAUUUCAACUUGUGAAUGCUUUUUCUUAUCUAUAGCUUUUAGAAAAGGGAACAAGUAGGAAAUUAUUAUUUUAAGCAUCAAGCCCUGAUACACAGUUGUAGCCAAUUAAGUCAUAAAAACUAUAUGAACAACCAGAUUUAUAUAACAGAGGAAUCAUACAUUGAAUGUGGACUUUGUGAAAGGCUUCGCCUUGUCAUUUCUUUAAGCAGAUACUAGUGCUUUAAAAAUAUGACCUUAAAAAUACCCUCUUUUCAGGAAUAUCUGUAAUACAAGAACCAAGGAACAGCUUUUAUUUGCAUUCCUAAAAUGAAAAGUCAACCCUAUGAAAGAGCUCCAUGCAUAAGGGACAGUCUCCAAACUGAUAACACUGGAAGCCAGUUUAAUGUAAAACAAUUCCCUAAACAUUGAUUUAAAAAAAAAAAAAGAUGUUAUUGAGGACGUAGGAGAAACACUCAAUACAUAACUUUAAGGCAAAACUACAACCAAACACAUCGACACAUAUAUAAAGAUCCAUGUGUGGCUGUGAAGGAAUAUCUUAUGCUCUGAAUUCUCGCUCAAUGGAAGUCUUAUUUACUCAAUUUAAACCACCCAGGUUGCUGUUCCACCAUAGAAGAGAAAUCCACUGGGAGGAAAAAAGGAUCAUGCUGUCAAUUUAUCAGAUAUUUAUAAAUGCAUA